CCGGAACUCAAACAGAUCCUCAAACUUACAAAUCUCCGGCCAGCCCAGCUCAAACUCCCCCGGCAGCUCCGCCGCCUCUAGCACGCCCCGCAGCUCCUCUCCUGCUCGGCACUCAAGAACCGCAACAGAUACCCCAGACCGACAUGCAGCCCGUACUCGGCAGGGUCGGGAUGCCGAAUCCCCAUCGCCGCCACCAGGCGAUCCCUCAACCUGCGCACCCGCCUCUCCUCCGCAGGCGUCGCCCCCCCUCGACCGCGACCCCGAUGCCGACCUCGAGCGGGCUGAACCACCCGACCACGCGCAACCGAUACGGCGGCGCGCCGUCCCCAUCCUCACCGUCCUUCUGACGCAAGCUAAACCCCCUCAACCGCGCCUCCAAAAAGAAAGCCAUGCACUCAUCCACCUCGACAUCCCGCGCCAGGCCACACGGCCAGUACACCCCCUCGCCG
Molecule: messenger RNA, 449 nt
Organism: Thermothielavioides terrestris NRRL 8126
Lineage: Eukaryota; Fungi; Ascomycota; Sordariomycetes; Sordariales; Chaetomiaceae
Exons: 1
Coding region: 144-347 (67 amino acids)
Source: RefSeq, a predicted model, not a curated record